Messenger RNA from Caenorhabditis briggsae, 885 nucleotides. It is a transcript of the gene Cbr-col-156, whose product is annotated as Protein CBR-COL-156. The transcript is spliced from 2 exons. The record is from RefSeq and is a predicted model, not a curated record. Lineage: Eukaryota; Metazoa; Nematoda; Chromadorea; Rhabditida; Rhabditidae. The coding region runs from base 1 to 885 and encodes 294 amino acids. Gene Ontology annotation, molecular function: structural constituent of cuticle.
AUGUCGAACACGUUCAUUGCUGGAGUUACCGCCGUUUCAGGUGUCGCUAUUCUUGGAUGCCUCUUGUUUUUGGGUUCCAUUUAUCAAGAUAUCAAUGGACUCUACGAUGAUGUUAUGGGAGAUAUGAAUGACUUCCAGACAUUUGCCAACGAUGCGUGGGACUCGAUGAUCACAAUGAAUCAACCAGUCCGACACCUGAAUCCAGCUACCAUCUUCGGACGUAACAAGAGACAAGCCUCCUGCAACUGCGGAACUCAGCCAAACAACUGCCCAGCUGGACCACCAGGACCACCAGGAGCGCCUGGAGACCAAGGACAUGAUGGAGAGCCAGGACAACCAGGAAGCGCUGGACAAAACGCCGUGGUUGCCAGCAUCGCUGCUUCCACCUCUGAAUGCAUCCCAUGCCCAGCUGGUGCACCAGGACCACAAGGACCAGAUGGAGUUCCAGGAGCUCCAGGACCAAACGGACAGCCAGGCAAAGACGGAUUCCCAGGACAACCAGGAGCUCCAGGAGCACCAGGACCGCAAGGAGAUGCUGGUGCCCCAGGAAACGAUGGACAACCAGGACAAGAUGGACGUCCGGGACAGAACGGUCGCCGUGGACGUGGAACUCCAGGAGCACCAGGAGCCCCAGGAGCCACAGGAGCUCCAGGAAACAACGGACAGCCAGGACAAGAUGGAGCUCCAGGACAAGCCGGUGCACCAGGACCAGCUGGAUCUGACGGACAACCAGGACAAAAGGGAGGAGACGGACAGCCAGGAGAGAACGGACUUGAUGGAGUUCCAGGAACCGAUGGAGCUUACUGUCCAUGCCCAGCCAGAAGUGGACCAGUUGAGGUCGCUCCAGCUCGUCCGGACAAAUUCAGAAGACGUUUCUCUAACUAG